ACAUCAGUAUCGAUCUCUCAUCCUCACAAGCCCACACACAGAUGAUGGUGGACUCUACACUGGAGGAAAUGGGCAGGCAUCUCAGCGAGGCCAUUCGGACCCUUGGAGAUGGACAGAGGGAGCUGAAAGGGACGGAGACAUGGCACAACAGCAGAUCCAGCAUCCCCAGACCCCUGCAGGGAGAUGGCCAAGAUGUUGCCAGUAUAUUACAACUGGUCCAGAAUCUCAUGUAUUUGGAGGAGGGGGAAGGGGAGGACAAGCCAAUCCACAGUAUGAUACAGAAUCUAGACAAGCAGGGUCAUAUGGCAUUGCUGGGUCAUAGCCUAGCAGCAUACAUCUCAGUCUUGGACAGUGAAAGGCUUCGAAAGCUGACCAGACGAAUCCUGUCGGACACCACACUUUGGCUCUGCAGACUAUUCAGGUACGAGAGUGGUUCAGCCUACUUCCAUGAAGAUGAUAGGGAGGGCCUGGUGAAAGUGUGUCGGUUGGUGAUCAAUGCCCGCUAUGAGGAGUAUGUCUCAGAGGGGUAUGUUGUCCUUAGCUCCGCACAGCCCGUCAUUUACCUGAGCGCAUCCUGCAGGCCUGGUCUGGGACAACACCUCUGCAGCCAGCUUGGUUUGCCUCUUUCCAGUCUGUGUACAGUCCCAUGUAACACGGUUUUUGGAUCCCAGCACCAAAUGGAUGUUGCCCUAUUAGACAAACUUAUCAAAGAAGACAAGGAGGCUGGGAAAGUUCCUUUGCUGUUGAUAGCAAACGCAGGUACUCCAGAUGCAGGUCAUACAGACAAGCUUGGUCGUCUGAAGGAGCUGUGUGAUCAAUACACCAUGUGGCUCCAUGUGGAAGGGGUCAACCUGGCAACCCUGGUACUAGAUCAAGUCUCCUCCACUGUAAUGGCAGCCACCACAAGUGACAGUAUGACACUGACACCGGGUCUGUGGCUUGGACUGCCUGCUGUGCCUGCUGUCACACUCUACAGACAUGAAGACCCAGCACUGUCUCUUGCAGCAGGUCUGACCUCCAGUCAGCCACUGGAGAAGCUUCGUGCCCUCCCACUCUGGUUCUCUCUCCAGUAUCUUGGACAUAAUGGCAUUGUCCACAAGAUUGAACAUGCCACCACUCUAAGUCAACAGCUGUUGCAGAAGCUAGAAAGUCUGGCCUCAAUCAAAACACUGGUGGCAGAUGACCUCAGCUCUCCGGUGGUGGUGUUCAGAUUUGCUGAGGAAGUUAAUACUAUAUCCACUGGGGAAAGAGAACUACUGGACACCUUCAACAGAUGGCUGGGUAAACAACUAGCCCAGCUGGUGCCUGCCAGUGGAGUAGACGUGGUGGAAAUGGAGAACGAGGGAACUUGUGUGCGCUUUAACCCUCUAAUGGCUGCAGGAGUCCAGGAGACCCAGUAUGGGGAUGUGGAGGCACUGAUGGAGAGGCUAUCUGAACUGGUUCCUGUCUUGAGCUCCACAUUGCGCCUCAGACAGGACUUCAAGGUGGAGGCCAAUCGACACUUCCCGUUCCUCAGCUACAUAGAAGACCUCAGCUGGCCCGGCCUGGGUGCUUUUCGGUAUGAGCUGCAGUCUGAAAUAAUGAUCGAGAGCCAGAGAGAGCAGGAGCUGGAGAAGAUUAAUUGUGAGCUUCUCAAAAAACUGCAAGAUCUGGACACUGACCUUAGCUUCUCCCUCGGUCCAGAGUUUACGACAGUGAAGGACUGUGUAUUUGUGGGAAUGGCAACAGAUGACCUUAAUGUCUUGGAGUUAGUGGACACAGUGGCUACCCUGGCAAGGGAGAUUGAGGACAGUGGAAGGUUGCUGGAGAACAUGACGGAGGUGGUGCGGAAAGGUAUCCUGGAAGCAGAACAACAGCUGCAGAAAGCCAGUGAGGAGAAAAUAAUGGAGGAGGGACUGUUGAGACAGCUUCCACUGGUCAGCUCGGUGGUAAACUGGUUUUCUCCUUUUCAGAGCUCUGUGAAGGGUAGGACCUUCAACCUGGCUGCAGGAUCCCUGGACUCCACAGAGCCCACUUACCUUUCUAAAUCCCAGACACACGGACCCGCCUCACCUGACACCCCCACUUCUUCAAUGAAGGCACUGACAGGUCCAAGGUUAUUCCGGCAUUCCACAGCAGGAUCCGACUGCUGCGGAGAGACAGACUCCAUCGCACCAGCUAAGGAAACAACAGACAAGAGUUGUGCCAGUCCUGAGAACACAACCUCCUUACCCACCUCUCUCCCUUUGCUUGAGAAGGAGUUGCCUGAUGCCCCCCAGGUAGCAAAAAAUAAAAUUUUGCAGUCAUCCGAGUCUGAAGAAAUGCAGGGGGAGAUCAACAUUGGUCCUGAAAAGAGGAGGCCUGAAAGCCAAAAAGCUGAUGACACCGGCAGAUAGGACAGCCCCUACUGCAGAGGUUUCUCUAGCCAACUUCAUUACAGGCACCAACCCAACAGAUGUUGAACAGAAUGGGUUUAUAACAGUUUAAAUUUCAACCGUUUCAGAGAUAGACCAUUUCAACAGGUCCAUCUCUCUCCAUACAACUGCCCCUAAAAUAUGCUUUUCCUCAAAAUUUGAAUGGAAAACUGACUGAAAUGAGUUGAGAAAUAUUGCACUUGGCUAAGUUAGAACUAUUUCUUUCCCAUUCCUGUUUUUUAAAACUGCAAUAUAUUGGCACUGAAGUGUGAUUAAAACGCUAAAUCACAUUUUUUUUGAGCUGUUGACAUGUCCAGAUGUCUUCUGCCUGAUGAAAUCUUUCAAAACCAGACAUAAUUUUCACAUUGGCCAAGAAACCUUUUCCAAACUUUCAGUUUGCGUGCUGCCCUAUAUCAGUUGAAAUUUUCACCCCUGCUGCAUUGCUGGCCACAACCUGAUUGGUGUGGUGGAUUGAAAUUUCAAGGUAGUUUAAUGUCAGUGGGCAGAAAUGUAAAAAAAAGCUUUCCAACUGUCAGUCAGAGGUGAGUGUCCACACCCCUAAUUUUAGAGAUACACCCCCUCUCCCACUUCUCUCAAGACAACCUGAAAUCAUGAAAUAGCCUUUAGAGGAAGAAUGAAGGAAUAGAGAUUUUAAAAUGGUAUCCAUUCCAGUUUUGUGGGAUUAUUUACACUGACAAUCAGGCUCUCACUCAGGCUGCUAAAUAAUCAGAUAAGCACGGGAGAAACCCUGUAAGACUGAAAACCAGAGAUUUAGUAAACUGCACACUGUACUUUUGAGGUUUAAGGAGCAAUAUGAAUGGUUCAGGAUCAGAUUGGGCUUUUCCAAACAUCACUUUCUCCACUCACUGUAAUGCUAGAGAGGCAAUGAAGUAGUGAAGUGACCUAAUAUUCAGUAAUAUGACUGUUAAAUCAAAUGUGAAUCUAGACUGUAUAAAUCAAAUGUAAAUCUAGAAUGUCUAUACUGUAAUUAGUAUAUACGUGUCUCUUUUUCCACUCUAUGUGUGUCAUAUUUGAUAAACGUGAAAUAAUGUGGAAAAAGGGGAAGUAGCUCUAUCUUUAUGCUGGCCUGUGCUGGUGGCCAGAGGGGGAAAAAAGUUUUUGAGUUUGAUAUGGAAAAAGGUUUUGUCAGCAAUGUAAAAACAAAGCAAGAUGCUUACCAAAAAGUGACUUUUUGUCACAUGGAACCAUUUUCUUAAAGAGCGCUGAGCAUUUGUUUGUUAAUCUAACCUGCUCUGGACUUGAUUUCAAGGGGUUUCCUUUGAACAUAUUUGCAGUAGAUUAGAAGGCACAACAACUUGUGGAGCAUGCUCUAUGGGUUCAACAAAUAACUACUUUGGUCAUCAUUAAAGAAGACCGUUAUUACAAUGAUUAAUUGAAUAACCGGCCUUACAUAGGUUUUUGGAUUUACAGUUGAGAAGAAAAGUGAGCUGUCUCUUCUAAACCAAAGGCUAAAGGCUAAACCUUCAUGUUUUAUCAGUAACCCGUAUUUAUUAUUUUGACAAACAAACGGUUUUCUAUAUGUAAGCAAUGAGGUCCAUGUAGGAUUCCUCAACAUCUACUCGGGAAAUUUGUUUUAAAGCUGAAAUCCGUGACUGUUCUUUCUCCCUUAAUGAAUCGUUGUUUCGUCCAUCUGGACUAUGAAGCCAGGUUACAUAAUGCUAACUGGCGUCUUACCAUGGCUGCAGACGCUCUCCAGUCUCUGUAUACUGCUGCUGAAGUUUUCUAGUCAGGUUGCACCAACUGGUGCAGUGGCAAACACGUGUGCGUGUUGGAAACGACUCAAGCAAGUAAACAGAUUGAGACCUGAUAGUGAUAUGGCAAUACUUCUGUUGGACAAACAAUGAAUAUUAUAAUAGAAGAGUGAUACAAUAUACUUUGAUUUAGUUUAUAAUAAAUUAGAUUGCCUGUAUCAGCUUUGGUCCAAGGAUGCCACUUUUCCAAGACUGCAGGCUGUUUACUGGUUAACUGACGGCACACGGAUGCCAAAGGCUGCUAUGCCAUGUUUGUAGUCUGAGAGAAUCCGUUUCAACAGGUCUAUCUCUCUUGGCCUCCUACAUUGAACUAUGUUGGAGCAUUGUUCUUCUGUAAUGUUGAUUGUCUGUCCAGUAGACUCGCUGCAUCGACAUCAUGUUUAAAAUGGAUAGAGUAGUGAGAAUAGUUGUGGAUUGCUGCUUUAACGCACCAAGUCUAAUACACUAAACAUGAAUUGAAAGAUAGAAAGUUUAGAAAAAAUACUAACCACACCACUGUUGAGGCAUGUAGUCUGGAAUUUAUUCCGUUAUGGUAUUCUUGUCAUUUACUGUACUUUGGCCUUUGUUUUUUGUUUAUGUUUUUGAAGGCCCAGUAGCAGAUUUGUCAUCACACAUAUCAGCCAUUUUUGUGAAAAAUAAGGAAAAAAAAGUAGUCAUGCCAAAAGCAAGUAUUAACAUCAAUUGUUAAUGUUGUGCUAUAAUUUUUCAAAUUGUUAGCAUUGUUGAUAAUAUUAAUAGAUUCACCCCUAAUUCAGUUGAUUCUGUUGCUGCCAAGAAUAUUCGCUCUGAAUGUGUUAUGUGAACUUAAGGAUAGCUUGGUAUGCUGUGGUAUUCAGUCGAGAACACAGGAGAAAUGGAAGUGUGAUGGCUACAAGCUUUCAAAUGUAUUAAUGCUGGGUUGUUUCAAACAAACAAAACCUUAUCAGCAUUCAGCUGCAAUGUUAUUGCCUUGGCUCUGUAAGAGCAAUAAAGCCUGUGCUGAAGCACUCGCUGUACAAAUAAUUAAUCAACUACUUUUUCAUUAAAGUGUAAUAUGGUAUAAGACUUAUUUAAAAACAAAUGAUUAAUUUAUUUAAUUUCUAUUGUGUGAUCACAGUUUCAAAAAAAGGUUUCCUUACAUGCACUACUUUAUGACAUAAUUAUAACUUGUUACUUGAUAUGAUGAAACUUUUAUACCGUCCUGGUUCCCUUUUUGUUUUGUAGCUAAUUGGCAGGGGCUUUUAUUGAUUUGUGUUGAUACACACACAGUGCCUCAUCAGUAUCAUUUGUCUUCAAAAAGAAUGUUUCCUAUAGUCAAUGUAGAUUCUUUUCUACUGUGCCUCAGCAUAGAAGCAUUUUAGUUCAAUUUGACUUUGUAGUUAUUUAACCUUACACACAUACACAGUGAAACAAAACUCUUUGUGUCAAAAGCAAAAAUUGGUGCAGCACAAACAAGAGCAACACAUUACUAAACGGUAGAAAACAAUGUAAUUAAUUAUUAGUGCCAGAGGUAUAACAGUGCGGAUACAUAAAAUGCAACUGUUGAAGGAUGUAGGCAUAAAAUGACUGAUGCAUGGAACAAGUGCAAAAGGGGAUGAUCUUCAUUUGCAAUCUUUGAAUGUAUUUGAGAUUCACGUUUAGCAUUCUUGGGGUGAUAUUUAAGGAGUAUGGGUCUUCAUUUUUUUAAAGAUAUUUUGGACAGUUUUUUGCCUUUAUUUGACAGAACUGUAGCAAUGGAUAGGAAACACGGGGUUAAAAGGAGAGGGGAAAAGUUCCUGCGGCCAGAUUUGAUGCGGGGAUGCUGUGAUCAGGUCUGAGUCUCCAUGGUACAUGCAUGACUGAGCUACCAGGUUUCCUUUCUAGGAUUUUAUAACGUCUAUACACCGGUCAUAGUGGGAGUCAAAUACGGUCUUUUAUUGAGGGUCUUUUAUGGUUUGAUUACUCCUUAGUCCUAGUGUACCUGUUAGUCUGAAUAGAGUACUUCCUUAACAGAGGUAUUCCAUUUGUCUAUUAAUCCCAUGAAUAUCUGUUGAACAAUGCUACUGAAUUUGUUAAUAAAUUUAAUAAUAAAUAACUAUCGAAA
This is a messenger RNA of Lampris incognitus (smalleye Pacific opah), 6227 nucleotides long. It is a transcript of the gene pdxdc1, whose product is annotated as pyridoxal-dependent decarboxylase domain containing 1. Gene Ontology annotation, biological process: carboxylic acid metabolic process. The transcript is spliced from 22 exons. NCBI's taxonomy places the organism in Eukaryota, Metazoa, Chordata, Actinopteri, Lampriformes, Lampridae. Gene Ontology annotation, molecular function: carbon-carbon lyase activity; pyridoxal phosphate binding. The coding region runs from base 42 to 2375 and encodes 777 amino acids. Gene Ontology annotation, cellular component: intracellular membrane-bounded organelle. The record is from RefSeq and is a predicted model, not a curated record.